Molecule: messenger RNA, 2127 nt
Organism: Parastagonospora nodorum SN15
Lineage: Eukaryota; Fungi; Ascomycota; Dothideomycetes; Pleosporales; Phaeosphaeriaceae
Exons: 5
Coding region: 1-2127 (708 amino acids)
Source: RefSeq, a predicted model, not a curated record
AUGAAGUACCGCAUCAUCCUUACCAGGCUCCUUGUCUCCAAUCUUAAUGCGACUCUACCAGACUUUAUUGUCGGCAAGCGUACCGAGUCUACCUUCAAUGCCGCCUGUGGCUUAGAGAGCCCAACAGCAGAGCUGUGGGCGUCAAAGCACGCAGAAAUCAAGACGUUCGUCGAUGAGAACGAAGCCGAAUUCAAAAAGAACCCUACAUCACCCUCAUUUGCUGUUCAUUUCAGGAACAAGUAUGCUCCAAAGCUCGCACCAAGCUCCGUCUUCUGCGAUGUAGCUGGAGCAUGCAGCAUUGGAAGCUGUGACAAUCUGGACGAGACUCUUCCGGUCGAAGGACGCCAGAUAAUUUACCUCGUCUUCGAGCAACUAUCUGGCGUCGCUCAUAUCAUGGCAGUGUCCGCCAAGGCAACGAAUGAUGCUGGUUCCUUCAUAAAGGAUUUCAUGGCCGCAGUCAAUGCGGUUGUCCUCAUUGCUUCAGGCGGAACAACGUUUCCACCCGUAUACAUCGCUGACUCAUUUGGGCUUAAAUUUCUAAAUGCGGCCGCCAAUAUCGUUGGUAGCAGUUACAUUGGCGCCGCAGGUAUAGUCAUUGCAGGAACUGCUGAUGUCCCUGAUUACAGCGCAGGUGUUAAAUCAUGGUUGACCGGUACCCUAAACACGAUCUUGGAUAAUAGACAGCGCAAAGUCGGUGAAGAUCUCCGGGAUCUGUUAAAAGGCCGUGUCAAUUCAAAGGACAUGACCGUUUUUGAUCUUCUGGCCAGCAAAGAUUUCCUUGCGCCGGCGGAAAGGGAAAAGCAGUACCUGCCUGCAGUGUCUGUGAACGCUGCCUGGCACUUCGAACGACCGUACAUUAUUGACGCUGACGCACCACCUGGCGGUUGCGAGAGCGACAAUCGGGGACCAGUAGAGCGCCGAGUAUGCUUGAGAGAGGCGCCUACACAUUCUUUUUGGCUUUUCAAUAUUGGCCAAGGUCGAGAAGGUGGCUCCUUGAAGAACGACCGAGCCCAAGUGACUGCUCCUUCUGGAUGGUACAUGUUCGACGACACAGGUUCGCAGACACUCAAUGUCACUAGAAAAUGUGUCGUUCGAUCAUCUCUGAUGAUGGAUCGCAACAACCUCGCCGAUGCUGUGGAUCAAUCAGAUUUCGUUACCAUCAGCUCCGCGCUCGAAAGGAAAAGCGUGGUCAUGUCCGGCAUUGAUGCCGUUCACUGGUCCGGCGAUCCAGAGAAAACAAAGCAUCUAGGUAGCGUCCCCGGCGCAUUCAGCAUUCCCAUCUUCCGCAAUCCCGGUGGAGAAGCCAUCUCGAGUGUUGGCGAAGACAAGAGCCGAAACUAUCCCUGUAUGCCUGGAGAGUUCUUAUGGGAGAGUGGGUGGUCUAUUGAGAAGGACACGACGUUGACGUUUCUUAAGCGCUUUGGGCUCAUGUUCUCUGAGAACUGGGAGGACUAUUACUCUGGUCACAACGGUUGCGAGGGAGAGAAUAGCAUCGACUGGCAUGCCGAACUUAAUGCCUUUCGCAAGGAUGGCGAUCCUGAGAUCCCCAAGAAGCUCAAGCAUCCGUUCAAGAAGUGCACAAGCCCCAAUCCGCACGAAAAUCUGGGCACUCCAACAAGGGAACAUGAGAAUGAGGGUAGCCACCUCCUUCGCACCGGGCGUCGCGCGCCAAUCACGCAUCAAAUCACACACAAUCGCAAACAGCGAGUACAUGUGCACGCCGGCGUUGGCCAUUUGGUCGUUGGCCGUGUCGCGCACGAGCUCGGUGGUCGUACCCGACGCUUCGACAUUGGCGUAGACGGAGUAUCCGGCGGCGCGCAGGCUGAGGGAGAGGAAGGCGGUGCACACGUCGGUUGUUAUGCCGGCGAGGAUGAUUUGCUUUUUGCCUGUGGCUUCGAUGGCGGCGCGGAAGGAGGGGUUGUCCCAGGCGCUGUAAGGAGAUCAGAAGGUGGAAAAUGGCAGAGGAUGGGGGACGUGGUACUUUACUUCGCCUUGGCGGCGGAUCAGGGGGGCAUUGGGGUACAUUUCGAUGAAUUCUUUUGGCAGAGGCUGGGGGAUGUGAGUCAUUUUGGCUUUUCGUACUUGCUAUUGGACUUACGCCGUUGGGACCGGUGUCGGCAGAUGUAG